Messenger RNA from Closterium sp. NIES-65, 600 nucleotides. NCBI's taxonomy places the organism in Eukaryota, Viridiplantae, Streptophyta, Zygnematophyceae, Desmidiales, Closteriaceae. The record is from the annotation of a GenBank genome assembly.
AUGUAUCAGGUGGACUGGAAGCCCAAGGAGGUGUUCUUUAAGUUCCGCCAGCGCUUCAUGCAGUACAAGCUCGGGGCCAACGUGGAGCUCAGGCGCAGGCUGGAUCCCCCACAGCUUUCGACUACCUCCCUUUCUCCGAAGGCCCCUGUUGCGCCCAAGCACAACCCGCUGUCGCUGUGGGGUUUCCAGGUGAACAGCGCGAACCUGAAGUUGGUCUUAAAGCCCAACAUCACGGAUCGGAAGUGGAAGGUGAUUUUUGAGCCACAGCGGGGGGACAUCCGCUUCCUCACCCGCAAGAUUCCCAUCAUGGGGCUGCUCAACCUACAGGUGGGCAUUGGGCAUGACUUCAAGCACAACGCAACAGGGUGGAAAUGGAAACUCACCUCCGCGCUGAAUGGGAACACGCCCUCGGAGAUUCGUUAUAAGCACAACCUGCCUGUGUGCCCGGGCGUGGAUGUGCGCGUGGGGUGGAAUGCAGAAUAUGUGCUGCCAGACAUGCAUGGAGCCUUGGGCACAGGGGAACCUAUUCUGGGGCUGAAUGUGGGGCGGCUGUACGCGUCAGUGGAGAGACUAGAAGCCAUCUUCACCUCCAUUGACUGA